Messenger RNA from Epinephelus moara (kelp grouper), 3483 nucleotides. It is a transcript of the gene agmo, whose product is annotated as alkylglycerol monooxygenase. Gene Ontology annotation, cellular component: endoplasmic reticulum. Gene Ontology annotation, biological process: lipid biosynthetic process. The transcript is spliced from 13 exons. The coding region runs from base 175 to 1512 and encodes 445 amino acids. The record is from RefSeq and is a predicted model, not a curated record. Lineage: Eukaryota; Metazoa; Chordata; Actinopteri; Perciformes; Serranidae. Gene Ontology annotation, molecular function: oxidoreductase activity; iron ion binding.
GCACGCUCUCCAUUACACAACUGACCUACUUUACGUGCAGCACAGGAAAAACAAGGGUGUUUCACGGCGGAUAGAGGGAUUGAAAGAAACGCCCCCUUCUCCCGCGCGAGCUUAAUACCUGCACAGGUAAAACACAGACACCUGGAGCAACGGUGUGCACGGUGCUGUUUGCCAAUGGCUGAAGCUGUGGAGGUCGGCUCGGUGUCCGCGGGGGCGCGGACCAUGUUUUUCAUGCUCUCACCGAACGAGUCAUCUUUCCAGAAGGUGGAAGAGGUUCCUCAGUAUGUGCAGCAGGCCACUCCUUUCUUUGUAGGGCUGAUGGUGCUGGAGCUGGUGGUGGGCCUGCUGAAGACAGGAGCCCCAGUGGUCACCAUCAGCGAUGGACUCACCUCCGUAUCUUGUGGAAUGAUCUCCAGACUCCCAAUGCUGUUUAUGAGAGGCUGUGAGCUGACUGCUUACAUGUACGUGUGGGACCGGUAUCGCCUGAUGGAGCUGCCGUGGGACUCCGCCUGGACCUGGUGGCUCACCUUUCUGGGCGUGGACUUCUGCUACUAUUGGGUCCACCGCUUUGCUCACGAGGUGUCCUUCCUUUGGGCCGCUCACCAAGUUCACCACAGUUCAGAGUACUACAACCUCACCACGGCCCUCAGACAGUCCCUCACACAGCAGUUCACAUCAUGGAUCUUCUACCUGCCGUUGGCUCUGGUCGCACCACCCACAGUCUUUGCUGUUCACAUUCAGUUAAACCUUCUCUACCAGUUCUGGAUCCACACUGAGCUGAUCAGAGACCUUGGACCUCUAGAGUGGGUCUUCAACACUCCGAAACAUCACAGAGUUCAUCACGGGAGGAACCUUUACUGCAUCGACACGAAUUACGGAGGAAUUCUGAUCAUAUGGGACCGAUUAUUUGGUACUUUUGCUCCAGAGUCAGACAAAGUGGUGUUCGGCCUGGUGUUCCCGAUCAACACCUUUGAAAUCCUCUAUGUUCAGUUACACUACUAUUUGUAUUUGUGGAGAAGGUCCAGCACUUACAAGACUGUUGGCAACAAAUUAUCAACUUUCCUCAAAGGCCCAAGUUGGAAACCUGGUAAAUCUCGGCUCGGUGACCAUGAAGACAAUCCAAAGGUUACCGGACAGGAAGUGCCUCAUGAUCCCAGCUGGACGCUGCCUUUACAAGUUUAUGUGGUCAUACAUUUCCUGCUGGUGCUGGGGAUUUACCAUGAUCUGUUUGAAAACAAGAUGACGCUGUCCCAGUUAACCAUGCUGGGGAUGACCGGCUAUGUUCUGCUCACUCUCACGUCUCUGGGCUACAUCAUCGAUCAGAGGCCAACAGCGGCUGUUCUGGAGAUGCUACGCUGUGUCGUCAUGGUGACAAUGCAGAGGUACGGCUACAUGAAGCCCCUGCUGCCCUCGCUGGCCGUGCCCACAGAGGCCUUUGUCUCCCUCUCUCUGCUGUACUGGGCUCUGCAGAGCUUCACUCAGCUGCUCACCAUCAAGAGGAAGGCCGACUGAGUCGACACAAGAAGAACCUGACUGAAUUUUAGCCUUUGAGGUCAUAAUUGUUGACGUAAUUCCUUAGUAGCAAAUUUUAAUCACCUUUAACACUUCGUACAGCUUCAUCCGUGUGUGGAGAAACAGUUGUUGUUCCAGCUUCUGCUUCAUUCACUUUUUAUCUGCAGCUGAUUGAAGUCUGUUUAUGACUGUUCAUCAUUCAGCCAUAAGACAAGACAAGGUGCUCAACUGGUGCUUUUUAUCAAAUAGUGCAUUUCUGUCUUUAUAAGCAUCUUCUGUGCUUACGUCCACACCAGUGGUUCUCAAACUUUUUCUGUCAUGCCCCCCCCCCCCCCCCCCCCCCCCCCCCCCCGNCCUUCACAAGCUGAAUUGUUAAUUAAUCAUGAACAAUAACUGGGGAAGCAGCUUAUAAGAAGGAUCCAUGUUGAAUUAUAGUGAAAUAAAAGUCGGCAUAAUAGCAUCAGCAUGUUUAUUUCCCCACAUAAAUCGUAUUCAUCCAACUUUGUUUCACUCCAUAUUUCCCCCUGAUCAUCAGCCCCACCUGCACAGGCUCUGUGACCCCCCCAACAGUUUGAGAACCACUGGUCUGUGCUGUUAUAACAGAGGUGCUGCACUGCUAAUUAAAUUACUAAUGAAUUAACAUUUUUAUGUAUCACCUGAACCGCUGUGUACAUGAUUUUAUUUUAUGCCUCUACUAUGCAACAUAUACCUCUUAUCAGUGUUGGGGAAGCAAAGCUUUGAAAGCUGCCAAUUACUUCACACUGGAAAAACUACAGCAAAGCUACCGCAGGGAGAAGUGGAGUUUGGUUUACUAAAGCUGCUUAGAAAAAAAUAGGACUGAAGGUUGGAUCCUUGCCAUGCUAAUCAGUGCCUUAAUCAGUAUUCAAAUGCUCUGGGUUUUUUUUACACCAUAAUGCUGAAAAUCCCAAACAGCCCAUAAAUUAAGAAGUAGUAAUCCAACCUAACGGCUUAUGCAUCAAAAUAAACUAUUAGUUAUUCUUAGACGAGGACAUUUAAACUUAGUGAGAGGCCUAGUUUGGUGACUCCGACAGUUUGACCACCAGUGACAGACUUACAGAUUCGCUAGCAAGAUGUCGACAAAGCCAAAAUAGUUUUAAACUUUACAAAGAUGACCCCCAAAAAGUCAAGUGCCAGAUAUGUUAAAGGAAAAUGGCGCAUCAAUUGAUCUACCACCAGCUUGGCAAAUCCCCUGAAAGCUGUAAGUAACAGUUUCUUUUUCAAGUUAUUAAUGUUACUGCAGCCUGCAUGUUAGCAAUGACUGAAAACUGAUGUUUCAAAAAACAUGAAUAUUUCUUCAAAGCCACAAAAGAGUCCAGGAUGUGGUGUUGUACCAAAUAGGAUUUCUCAGUUAGUCAGGUAGCUUCUGGUACAGCGCCCAACAACAUUUGUUAAUAAAAAGCAGUGAUCAGCUUCAAUCAAUCAAUUUUAUUUAUAAAGCCCAAUAUCACAAAUCACAAUUUGCCUCACAGCGCUUUACAGCAUACGACAUCCCUCUGUCCUUUGGACCCUCACAGCGGAUAAGGAAAAACUCCCCAAAAAGUCCCUUUAACAGGGAAAAAAUGGUAGAAACAAUACUUUUGGCUAACUAUGGUCCAACAGGGUUCAAUUACAGGAGAGAGGUAAUGAUAAAAUAAAAGUAAAAAAUCAUUCCCUUCUUUCUGUGGCCCAAAAUAGUUUGUAGUUUUAGUAACUAACUUAAAAAAUGGCAACAAAAGAAAAGAAAAGUAAUUUAACUACUUGAAUCACAGUGCAAAUAUGACUGUAGUUGAACUACCAGCAAGCUCCUGCAAACUGUAAUUAAACUGCUGGUUUGAUGACGUGUAGUUCACCUCUCCCCAACACUGCCUUGUACGAAACAAAUGCUGCUCAAAAUGAAGCUUUAACUUGCACAACACUGUGCAGUGUAUUGUUCUUCAUUCCUCACUGCAAUUAAAAGAAUUGUAAUUUUGC